ACGCAGCAUGUUCUGAGUUCAUCAGCAGCCUAUAAAAGGAGUUGUCAGGGGCUCAUACACACACUCACACACACAGCUGAAAGAAAGUCCGGACACAUUUGGGCUGCUUUUAGCCGCAUUUAGUACUGGAUAAUGCCGUUUGGGAAAGCGAGGAGAGCUCUACAUUUGGAGAGGCUCUUCAGGUGUACUGCUGCUCAUGGCCAUGGGUUGAUGAGAACGAAAGCAAAAUCACGUCAGGGUGUGGCUAGGGUGACCAGUCCCGAAAUUGGGAGCUUUGUCAAGCGUCCCGCAAGACAAGACGACCUUGAAAUUAGUGAAGAAAUCAGAAGUGAUGAAAACAUAGCUGAUGAAGAUCCUAAAUCACAAAGCCAGAAAAAAACCCACAAAAUCAAAAUACACAAACAUAUUAAAAUGAAAAACCCUAUGAAACAUAAAAAGAAUUCCAAACCUGAAGAUGCUGCCACCCCUGAAACAGUAUUAGCUUUGGACCUUGAUGCCAAUGACAGCACAACAGAUUUCUUUGGUUCUCCUGAAGAGGAAAGUCAAAAACAGACAAUCAGAAACAAAAUAUCCGAAAGAAUGAAAAUUCCUGACUUCAUGAAAAGGCAGAAGAAUCCAAAAUCCCCUGAAACUCCAUCAGUGGACCUGGAUUUCAAUGGGAACCUUGAACAGAACCGUCUGGUUAAAGCACAGCAGCUGCUUGUGGAAGCUGAGGAACGUCUCUUCGGUUCAAAUGAAGUGGCCAGGGCAGAAGAAGAGGAGGACAAGCUGCAGACAGACUAUGAGAACUUUCAUGUGCGACUGAGGAUAGUCAUCAAUGACUCUUUCAAUGAGGACAACCAGGAGACACUCAGGAGUGCUUUGACUUCAAUACUUCAAGAGGAGGCACAGGACAGACGCUGGGCAGAUGUGGCUGUGGAUGAGCGUCCAAUAUGGAGGCCCACAAAGUGCAGACAGAUGCAUGACGUGCUACUCCAGACAAUCGUGGAGGAACGAAUGAAGACUGGAGAUGAACAGGAGAAUAAAGCAGACCAGCUUUCUACCUCCCUGAAGAGAGAGGUGUGUCGAAUGGGCAAACAAGUCCAAAAAGAUCUGCUCAGAGUGGUCCGAAAUCUGAGAGAAUGUUACCCACCAGACUUUGACAUCUGCAGAACAUAUGCUCGACUCUACCAUCAAACCUUCUCCACCAGACUCCAGGAGCUUGCCAGAACCAGUGUCGAUUUUGAGGAUUGCCUCUAUAUAUUGAGUUGGAUUGUCAAUUACUACCCAAAAGAUGUAUUAAAACACAAAGAGCUAGAGGAGCACAUCAACAAUUCAUCACUUGGACCUUUGUUACCUGAAGAAGAUCUUAAGAGAUUGGAGGAACAAUACUUCUCAUAUAAAGAGAACGAGAUCAGAAAGUGGUUAUCCAAUGCUUUUGAGAAAGAAGUGAAAAAAUGGAAUGAUGGCAUCGAACCAGAGAUCAUGGAUGGAUACUACUCCAGUAACCUUGCUGUAGAUGUUUUACCACUUGUUGAUGCGGCUGUGAGAGAAGUCAACUCGCUUUUAGGCAAUGAAAGUAAAGCCUGGAGUCUUCUGUGCCAGCUGGACAGCUCUCUUCUGAGCUACAAGACAAAUCUAGAAGAACUUGUCAAAAGAAAACAAGAGCACAUUCCUAAAACUCUCAGUGCUAAUCUCGUUAACAUUUACCUGUUCAGGGAUUAUAUACAAAAACCAGAACAUAAUUUCUCAGAAGACACUAGAACCGCCUGCCUGUCGACAUUAGCAGACCUCAAAAACAUCUGUCACAAAUACUUCCUCAGUCGAAUUUACACAGAACUGAAGCCGCUGUACCGUAAGCUGUGGACUCAAGCCUGGUUUGCCGGACAUUCUGAGGUUGUGGAGGAGCUGAUGAAGGCGCUUGAGGAAAGCAUGGAUCAAUUCAAAGAGCUAAAGCCUGUCUGCCGAGAGGAACUGCUGGCCGAGCUGCAUAUAGAAGUAAUGGUAGAGUAUGUGAGACGAAUGAUGAAGAGAAAACUGAAACUGAAGGACAAAGAACAGCAAGAAGCAGCUGCUGAGUUCAUCUGUCAUGACUGCUGUAAUAUCAGCUCUUUGUUUGCCAAAGUGGGAUCCAAAGAGGAAUGGCUCGAUCAAAUAUUUUCCAAAUUAUCAGAGAUUCUGAGACUGCAGGAUCCUGGGAGUUUGCAAAUUGAGAUUGCAACUCUGGCACGAGACUAUCCUGACAUUAGUGAGCAGCAUGUUCUUGCUAUCCUGAACCUGAAGACCAACCUUUCAAGCUCAGAUCUGCGUAGGAUCAAAGGGUGUUUGAUUGAAACCCAAGUCACACAGGACUCCCCUGCCUUCUUCUCUAAAGUACUCAUCAAACGUUUGUCAACUGUGAUCAGUAGUGUAAAGUAUUUGAGUAAAAGUAAUUAGGUACUGUACUUAAGUUUUUUUUUGGCGUACUUUUACUGAGUAUCAAAGAUAUUAGCAACUUUUACUCUCUACUUAACUACGUUUUUAAUUAUGUAGAUGCACUCUUCACUCCAGUACAUUUGUGAUGAGUAAUGCAAUUACUUUAAAGCCCAAAGUAUACUUCGGCGUACAACAGCGCAUAUGCGAGUGACCUGAGUGCUUGAAAACUGCAGUCCACUAGAUGUGCAUGUGCCAAAUUCGUCUUUCCGCUCUUGCGGCCAAAGGAGUAUACUUUGAAAAGCUUGUGCGUUCAGCUGUGCGCAAGACAGAGCUGGACGUGGAAAAUGAAGUACACCCGGGUCUUAAAGCCCAAAGUAUACUUUGGCCGUCCACAUGACAUAAUUCUCGUCAUCAGGAGGGUCCGCAAACCCCGUCCACGUGCAGCCCAGCUGAGACCGCACGGAAGGUGCUUGUAUAACAAGGCAGGUGCGAGUGACUUUAGCGCUUCAAAACUGCAGUUAACUAGAUAGUGUGCACGAACUGAACGCAUCUCUUUGUGCUCAUGGCCAAAGGAGUUUACUUCGAAAGGCUCGCGCACUCAACAGUGAAGUAUACCCCGACCUUUAUUACAUUUUGCAUGGCUCCUAACUUUUUCUGCAGCAGUUUAUUUCUGCCAUCUUGUGCGCAUUGCUCUCACUCACCCUAAAGGUGCAGUAAGAGUCGGUCUCGAACCGAAUGCACAACCAAUGACACUAAACACUUCAUUCUCUAAUCGACUGUCAGUGUGCAGUGGUUUACCUGCAUAACUAUCACUAUCUGCUGUUGCACAAACAAUGCGAGUAGAUGUCUAUUUAUCGCAGCUGACGCGCAACAAAAUGCCUCACGAAAAAUACAGUACAGAUGAUGAACGAACAACAAGGAGGCACAAAAAAUGAACGUACAGUACACUACAAAAGAGUAAAUACAAAGUGCUCGUUGGUAGUCGCAUACAGCACAGCAGCUCCAGUCAAUCAAAACCCAGUGUUACUCACAUGAGAAGCGGGAUCAA
Messenger RNA from Megalobrama amblycephala (Wuchang bream), 3442 nucleotides. RefSeq names its product tumor necrosis factor alpha-induced protein 2-like. Gene Ontology annotation, biological process: exocytosis; exocyst localization. Gene Ontology annotation, molecular function: SNARE binding. Bases 133 to 2415 code for a protein of 760 amino acids. The transcript has 14 exons. The record is from RefSeq and is a predicted model, not a curated record. NCBI's taxonomy places the organism in Eukaryota, Metazoa, Chordata, Actinopteri, Cypriniformes, Xenocyprididae. Gene Ontology annotation, cellular component: exocyst.